AUGGUUGUUCCAGUUAUCCUACCAGAAUGUGGGGAGUGCAUAGAUUGCAUAUCAACCAAAAGCAAUCGUUGUACUGUUUUUCCUUUCAAGGUGUCUCCUUGGAUGCCUCGAGAUGGUACCACUAGAUUCAUUGACAAAAAUGGAGAGGUCAUAUACCAUUUCUUAUUUAUUUCAAGUUUUAGUGAGUACACCGUGGUGGACAUUGCCAAUAUUAUAAAGAUUGAUCCAAAAAUUCCUCCUGAUAGAGCAUGCCUUCUUGGAUGUGGUGUUUCAAUAGGUGCUGCUUGGAGAACUGCAAGUGUGGAACCAGGGUCUACAGUUGCUAUUUUUGGGUUAGGAUCUAUUGGAUUAGCAGUUACAGAGGGAGCAAGACUUUGUGGAGCAACUAGGAUUAUAGGUGUGGACAUCCACCCAAAAAAAUUUGAAAUUGGAAAAAGAUUUGGUGUGACAGACUUUAUCCAUGCCAAAGAAUGUGGGGACAAAUCAAUUAUCAUAGAGAUAACUGGUGGGGGAGCAUAUUAUUGCUUUGAAUGUGUUGGUAUGACAUCGAUGGUGCAUGAAGCAUAUGCUGCUUGCAGAAAGGGUUGGGGAAAAACAAUUGUUUUAGGAGUGGACAAGCCACAAGCCAAGAUAACAUUGAAUUCUAAUGAGGUCCUUCAUGAUGGGAAGAGCCUCAUGGGAUCCUUGUUUGGAGGUCUCAAACCCAAGUCUCAUGUACCUAUUCUCCUUAAACGUUACAUGGACAAGGAAUUGCACUUAGAAGAAUUUGUCACUCAUGAGGUGGAGUUUAAGGACAUCAACAAAGCUUUUGAUUUAUUGAGUAAAGGAGAGUGUCUUCGAUGUGUGAUUUGGAUGGAUAAAUGA
Molecule: messenger RNA, 864 nt
Organism: Sphenostylis stenocarpa
Lineage: Eukaryota; Viridiplantae; Streptophyta; Magnoliopsida; Fabales; Fabaceae
Source: the annotation of a GenBank genome assembly